Molecule: messenger RNA, 1936 nt
Organism: Apodemus sylvaticus (European woodmouse)
Lineage: Eukaryota; Metazoa; Chordata; Mammalia; Rodentia; Muridae
Product: zinc finger protein 709-like
Exons: 4
Coding region: 462-1517 (351 amino acids)
Biological process (GO): regulation of transcription by RNA polymerase II
Molecular function (GO): RNA polymerase II cis-regulatory region sequence-specific DNA binding; DNA-binding transcription factor activity, RNA polymerase II-specific
Source: RefSeq, a predicted model, not a curated record
AUCUGUCUGUGUCAGUGGUUCUCAACCUUUGGGUUGAGACAAUUAGAAAACACUAAUUCCCAAUGGUUUUAGGAACUGAGAUACUGCUCAGUUACAACUUUACAAUUAUAAAGUAUCAACAGAAAUAUUUUUUUGUUUGGGGUCACCUCAAGAUGAGGAAAUGUAUCAAAGGCAGCAGCACUAGGAAGGUUUAGGACUGCUCAGUGUUUCCCUGGCUCUGUGGGAACUUGCCCUGUAGGUCAGGCUGGCCUUGAGUUCACAGAGAGCCUUUGUCUCUGACUCCCAAGUACUGGGAUCAAAGACCUGUGCCAUGAUGCCUGGCUUGAUUCUUUUUGAAAAAGAAAUGUAUCAUCGUCCAAGGAUCUUUGGCCUCAGUGAGCUUUGAGGAUGUGGCUGUGCGCUUCACCCAGGACGAGUGGGCCUUGCUGGAUUCUUCCCAGAAGAGUCUGUACAGAGAUGUGAUGUUGGAGACCUGCAGGAGCCUCGCUGCGAUAGGAAACAGAUGGGAAGAGGAGAAUGUUAAAGAACAUUAUAGAAAUCCCUGGAGGAAUAUGAGAAGCUCCAUGUUAGACACCGCCUGUGAGAGGAGAGAAGAUGAUCAGGUUGAAGGAUCUCUGACAUGGAUAGAAAAUCUCUAUACAAGCCUGACAGCCUUUCCAGGACUAACACCGUAUGAAUCCCGUGUGUGGGGGAAGGCUUUGACAUGUUAUUCGACCUCUGAUAGGCAUGCCACAUCUGUCCCUUGUUAUAAACCACAUGAGCAUGAGGAAUGUGGAGCCAAGCAAUAUGACUUGGACUCCCUCACCAGCUGCCCAAGGUGCAUGGACGCCCACACUGGGAACGGGCCUUGGGAAUGUGAGGGAUGCUUAAGACCUUCCUGUUUUCCAAAUUCAUUAGGAAUACAUCAAGAGUCUCCCAGUGGAAAAACACCCUAUCAACACAAGGAGUGUGGAAAGACCUCUGUUUAUACACAUGGCGGAAGCCCCACUCUGGGAAAGUUUUAUGAAUGUAAUAUAUGUGGUAAAGUCUUGAGUUCCUCUACUUCCCUUCAAAGACAUGUAGUAAUUCAUACUGAAAGGCUCUAUGAAUGCACAUAUUGUGGAAAAGCUUUUAAAUAUCCCAAAUACCUUCGACUACAUGAAAGAAUUCACACUGGCGAGAAACCCUAUGAAUGUAAACAGUGUGGGAAAGCCUUUAGAUUUCCUGGUGCCUUGCCGUUACAUGAAAAAAUUCACACUGGAGAAAAACCCUACGAAUGUAAACAGUGUGGGAAAGCCUUUAGAUUUCCUGGUUCCUUGCCGUUACAUGAAAAAAUACAUACUGGAGAAAAGCCUUACGAAUGUAAAGAGUGUGGGAAAGCCUUCAGGCGUCACUACCAUCUUCAGUUACAUGAAAAAAUUCAUACUGGAGAGAAACCCUAUGAGUGUAAACAGUGCGGGAGAGCCUUCAGACGGCACAGUCAUCUUCAGAGACAUGAACGGACCCAUGCUGGAGAGACACCCUAUGAAUGUAGAUAACAUGCUAAAGCCUUUACACAUCUUAGUUAUCUUCUGUUACAUGGAAAAAUUCAUACUGGAGAAAAAAAUGCUGUCAAUGUAAACAAUGUUGGAAAUGCUUCACUUCCAUGAAACCAUUCUCAUCAGAUGCAAACCCAUGAAGGAGACACUGUAAUGAAGUGUGUAGAUGUGCUUGUCAUCUUCUGCUUCAUAAAGCUACUGAGAAAGUCGUAUGAGUGUGCACCUUGUGGUACAGCUCUCAGCUAUCACACUGGACCGUGACAAGCCCUGCUGGAAGGAAAUCCUCUGAAUGGAAAUAAUGUGGCCCAAAGGCCACACAUCGCAGUGUUCUCUUGUUGAAAGUAUCUAAAUCCUAACCCGGGGUUUCUACCCCACCUUUGCUAUUUAAGUUCUCGGAUGAAAUACACAUAUGACCUUUC